This is a messenger RNA of Trichoplax adhaerens, 329 nucleotides long. RefSeq lists its product as hypothetical. The coding region runs from base 27 to 329 and encodes 100 amino acids. NCBI's taxonomy places the organism in Eukaryota, Metazoa, Placozoa, Uniplacotomia, Trichoplacea, Trichoplacidae. The record is from RefSeq and is a predicted model, not a curated record. The transcript has 5 exons. Gene Ontology annotation, cellular component: mitochondrial matrix. Gene Ontology annotation, molecular function: protein-folding chaperone binding; ATP binding; protein folding chaperone.
CGAGCAAGAAGAAGCAAAAUCUCGAUAUGGCUGCUUUACGAAACUUCAAACCGCUAUUUGAUAGGGUAUUAAUAGAAAAAUUUGCUGCAGCAACGAAAUCAAAAGGUGGCGUACUUUUGCCAGAAGCUUCCCUAGGCAAAGUUCUUAAGGGAACUGUCGUUGCCACUGGACCAGGAAAUGUGAACGAGAAAGGAGACUUGAUCCCUACCUCGGUGAAAGUUGGUGAUAAAGUUAUGUUACCUGAAUACGGUGGCACUAAAUUGAAUAUGGAGGAUAAGGAAUUGUACUUGUACCGUGACGGCGAUCUCUUAGGAGUAUUUACCGAUUAA